ACUGUCUUGACAAUCGUCGCGACGGCCUGUAAGCAGUGGGCGAGGCUUGAAUAAUUAACUAGUCACUGUUGUCUGCAGUGAUAUCAUAACACUGCAAUGAGGGCGCGCGCUCACAUGACCGCCACCCGUCCCCAUCCCUGGGAUAGACACAGAUGUUUGUAAAAUCAGCCCAGAUCAUAUGACGUCCUGUCUUGUGUAGGUGUAACUGGGGCAAAUGGUAGGCAAGGGGAAUAAAAGGAGGAGGAAGGAUGACAGCUGAUCCGCUCAUCCCUCUGCUACCACUGCCAGCCUCAUACUAAAGAAGAAGAAAAUGGCUCAGUCUGUAAGGAGGCCUGAGACUCUGGGAACCAUGGACCGCGAGCCCCAGAGGGACAAGACCAGGACCAGCUACUUUGGCAACGUCAAGACCAGGCUGGGUUCCAAGCUUCCUCCUGGCGUCUCUCAGCCUCCACAGUUCGCUAAGCGUCCCUGGGAGAAUCAGCCUCAGGCCCGUGUGAUGCAGGAGCCUGCGGCCAGCAGCCAGCGUCCGCUCCAGCCCACUGUGGGCCGGCCUCUCAACCACACCCCCCACAUCAGAAACCCCAAACUGCGGCAGUACUACCUGCAAGGGACUGCAUGGGACCUUAACAAUACUGCAGUGAAGCAAGAGCAUAUGAGCGGACCAUCAGGUGACAGCACAAGCAGCAGGGGUCUCCCUGGGGACACGGUGUUCAGCAUCUCGUCACAGUUCAACUGUAAAAAAUCCUCCUCAGCAGAAGAGGGAAAAAUGGACAAAUCUUCAAAUGUACCCUCUUCCUCUGCUACGCUCAUCACUAGAGAGCAGCUUGUCGUACCGGCGGGAAAAAACACUUCCACCGGUCAAGGAUCCUCUCAACCAGAACUGGACUCUGAUCCUAAACUGAAGCGGGAGGAAGAGGCUGAUCUGGUCUCUUUGGAAACACUCGCUGCUCUACCCCAGCCCCCCUCCCCAGAGGCUGAAUAUGACAAACUACUGGAUGUGGAGGCGGUGCCGAUGCCUGACGGACAGCUCUGCUUAUUGGCUCUGCCUCCAGAGUGUUGCCAGGCGGAGGGACCGGAGACCAUGAGGUACCUCAAACUGUUCUGCCGCCACAUCACAGACCGUAAGGGUGUGGUGUCAGGUAUCCUGCUGGUGACAGCUAAUAAAAUCUUCUUUGACCCGUGUAAGACACACGCUCUGGUGAAGGAACACGGCUGUGAGGAAUACCUUCUGUCCUGCUCUGUUGACAAUCUGGCAUCUGUCUCCUUUUUCUCGGACAUCUCUCAUGUUCACUUCAGUACGUCCCAGCAGAGGAGAAAAGGAAAGAAAAUGUUCCAGAAAUUGAAAACCACUAAAGUCCCAGCAGGCGGCUUCCCAAACCCAAAGGGGGAGUCUCUGGUGUCUUUGGCUCCAUCAGAUUUGUCCAGUCUGGCUCUGAGCCUGACCAAAGAGGUUUCUGGGGAGGAGGAGGCGGAGAGCAGAGACAUGAAGAAGGUGGAGGGGGAGCUUGAUAGCAGCCCUCCAGAGUUGCUGUGUGAGUCGUCUGAUGGAGGUCUGGGAGUGUCCGUCCUGAGCAGUACUGCCACCUUCUGCUGCGGAGCUCCAGAGGCAGCCAGUAAAGUGAGGACGGGGCUGCUGCUGAACAAUGAAACGGGCAAGACCUCUGUGAAGAGUCAGACUGCAGUGCCUCAGCGGUCCUCAGCAGGGAGUCCUGGGAGCCUGAUGUUCGUGCGGAUGCGGGUUCAGCCGUCUGCAGGAAAGAAGAACGGCGCCGGAGGCCUUCAGCUGGGCUCGACUAAAAAAAGGGAUGCUUGGCUUGCACUUUCACAAGAGAGCUCCGACGAGCUGCGCGCAUACCUGACUCACUCUCGACCAGACCUGUGCAUACUGGAGGGAGGGGAGGAAGAGGCGGACCGCGACGAAGAGGAGUUUGUACUCAUUGAGGACAGAGAGGAAGAAGAGGAGGAAGGGGACGAGGAAGAUGUGUUCCAGAGGCACCGCAGCUCAGGGGACGACUGGGAGAUGGUGUUGAUGGAGGAGAGCGGGGAAAAGCCAACCCUGGUCAUGGACAAGGAGCCCGACGGACUCAAUGAUAUUGUAGCGAGCAGCAACAUUUUAGAAGCUUCACAUGUCAAAGAGCUGUGUCAGGAGCUCCCCCCGAGGACAGUGGGCUACAGCUGGCACCUGACUUACAGUACGUCCCGUCAUGGCGCCAGCCUCAAGUCCCUCUACAGGAAACUCAGCAAACUGGACUCCCCUGUGCUGAUUGUCAUCAAGGAUGCUCUCGAUGAGAUAUUCGGGGCCUUCCUCUCUCACCCUCUGAGGCCGAGUGAGACGUUCUACGGCACAGGAGAAACUUUCCUUUUCAUGUUGCAUCCUCGCUUCAAGUGUUUUAGAUGGACUGGAGAGAACUCCUUCUUUAUUAAAGGAGACUUGGACUCCUUUGCUAUUGGGGGAGGCAGUGGUCACUUUGGUCUGUGGGUGGAUGAGAAUCUGUACCUGGGUCGCAGCAGCCCCUGCUACACUUUCAACAACUGCUGCCUCGCAGAAACCGACGACUUCCGAGUGAUGGAGCUGGAGGUGUGGACGUUCAGCUGAAGAGGCCAUUUCUCUUAGAUUUGCCACAUCUCCGCUGAUCAGCAUUCAUCACUGAGCAAAUAACCAAUACAGCCGCUCAUCCAUUUCAUGGUAGCAUCCAUGUAAAGAAAUCUACCACAAACUGCUGGAUUUAUCCCUGUGAAUAAGGGCUGUGGAUUUUAGCGAACUUAAUGAACUGAACAAAUCUUGAGCAGUGCGAUGGAGUGGGGGUUUCGUGGUGGACUCAUUCCUGAGGGUUUGGCAGCAAAGCUGUGAACUGUAGAGCUGAACUGGAUUCUCAGAGUCCUUGUUUUUGAAUGGAAUAGGUUACAAGUCUCAGAGACUGCACUCUGCUCUUAAUGUGAAUCACUUACUUUAUGAUAUACCAUAAUUUGAUCUUGUGAACAUAAUGGCUCAGCUGUAUUUGAAGCUAAAGCAUGUCCCUGCUUCCAUAUAACUGUGUUUAGUUAAUGCUGGAAGUUUUCCAAACACACUUAGAUUAGAUUUCCUUAUAAAAGACCAAACUGCACCGACAGAUCAUAAAUCUCACAAAUAAAGGCUCCCGUCAUCAGACAAUAAUCCUUUUUAUGGGUUUUUAUCAAUUAGAAAUUGAUAAAUAAUCAAUAAUAUUGGAAAUAAUCUUCAGCAAACACUUUGCGCUCCACUUCGAGAAAAGCUUCUUGAUUCUUGAUUGAUUCAAUGGAGGACUAUACACUGUGCUUUCUGUGUGUGACAGAAAAAGCUUUGAAUUAAUGCAAUUUUGUCUAAAUUCAACUGGUUACGUAAAAUGCUCCCUGAAUCUACUUUUCUUACAUUGUACGGUAUUGUAGAUUAGUUAAUAACAUAACAGCACAAUUGAACAUUUAAACUCUAUAAACAUUUGUAUGGUGUAUUGUUGAACUGUGCAGUUCAUGGUACUGCAGAUGUUGCCAAUAAGCACAAAAAUCAGUUUGUAGCAAAAAUGUUUUUAUUAUGUCAGGCUUUGAAAAAUGGCCCCGGUAGUGAUUUCCCCUUAAAGACUCCAAUCAUUCAGAUGUUUCACAUGGAGGGGAGCUUGUAUGACCUUGAGUGCAAUACUUUCACAAAGUCACAUUCCAGGUUAAUGUUACCACAUUUAUCAAAUUUCACUGCAACUAUAUAAACUAGUGUUCUUGA
This is a messenger RNA of Gymnodraco acuticeps, 3730 nucleotides long. Its product is annotated as nuclear receptor coactivator 7. The coding region runs from base 311 to 2596 and encodes 761 amino acids. NCBI's taxonomy places the organism in Eukaryota, Metazoa, Chordata, Actinopteri, Perciformes, Bathydraconidae. Gene Ontology annotation, biological process: response to oxidative stress; regulation of transcription by RNA polymerase II. Gene Ontology annotation, cellular component: nucleus. The record is from RefSeq and is a predicted model, not a curated record. The transcript is spliced from 16 exons.